This is a messenger RNA of Rhizophagus irregularis DAOM 181602=DAOM 197198, 2040 nucleotides long. NCBI's taxonomy places the organism in Eukaryota, Fungi, Glomeromycota, Glomeromycetes, Glomerales, Glomeraceae. The record is from RefSeq and is a predicted model, not a curated record.
AGAAAUUCCGUUCUAAAAAGGUCUAGUCACGCCAACAUACUAUAUAAGCGCAAAUUUGAUUAAAUGAUUUACAUUAAUUUUUUUUUUUAUUUUAUUUAUCCGACUGAUAAUUAUUUCGAAAAAAAAAAAAUAUGGAUUACGAGCUCACUCAAAAUUUAUCUAAUGAUAUAUCAAAUUUACGUAAAGAUACCAGCAAUUGUGACGUAAAAAUUAGAGUUGGAAAAGAGCCAAAUAUUAAAGAAUUUAAGGCACAUUCUCUUAUUUUAUCUUCUAGGUCAAUUUAUUUUAAAAAAGCAUUUUCUGCACAAUGGGCAAGGAAAGAAGAUGGAUUUUUUAUUUCUAAUCAACCUAAUAUUUCUCCUACAGUAUUUGAAAUCCUUAUAAAUCAUAUUUAUUCAGGGACAUUUUCCAUUGAAAAUAAUGAAAGUCUUGUUGAUGUUAUAAUUGCGUCCGACGAACUUGAAUUACUCGAAAUUUAUCAACAACUCGAGAAGCAUUUACUUGAAAAUGAAUCGGAUUGGAAAUUUCCAAAAGAUUUUAUUACGCUUUGUCAAUUUCGUCAUGAUGAUCAUUUCAGCAAUUUAUAUCAAGUUGCAAUAGAUUUAGUAUGUAGGAAACCUCAUCUUAUUUUUAAAUCAAAAGAAUUCUUAAAAAUGGAAGAAGAUCAUCUAAUUGAGAUUUUGAAACGGGAUGAUCUUAAGCUAGAAGAAAUUGAAAUUUGGGAUUAUUUAAUUAAAUGGGGAAUUAAAAACACAGAUUCUAUUAAUAAUUUAUCAAAAUGGACUUCAAAUGAUUUCACAGAACUAGAAAAAACUCUACAUAAUUGCAUUCCUUACAUUCGAUUUUCUCAAAUGCCUCCUAACGUAUUUAAUAUAGUUAGUACUCAAUUUAAUGGUAUUCUACCAAAGGAUCUUGUUGAUGAUGUUCUUCAAUAUUUUUCAGAUCCUAAUUCUAAACCUUUACUAAAAAAUUUGCCUUUAAGAGUAACAGUAUAUCCUUUUGACUCAAAAAUAAUUAAUGCUAAAGAUGCAGCAUUAAUAUCAAGUUGGAUUGAUAAGAAAAAAGGAACGCCUUAUCAUUUAAGAGAUAUACCUUUUAGAUUUGUGCUUAUUUAUCGUGCUAGUCUUGAAGAGUUUAAAUUUUUUCAUAACAGAUGCGAUAAUAAGGGACCAACUGUCGUUAUCAUCAAAGUUCGAAAUUCAGGAGAAAUAAUUGGCGGAUAUAAUCCGUUGGAAUGGCGUAGUAUUAAAUUAAAUGGCGAAGACAUGCCAUCUAAUAAUAGUGAAUUUUAUAAUAAUCAUAAAUGUAAAACUUCAGAUAGUUUUAUAUUUUCAUUAUUUUCAUCAACAAAUGGAGUAAUUCCUACAUUAAGCCGAGUCUCCUCUAAAAAAGAAGCGAUCAUCUGGUGUAAAGACAAAGGACCUUGCUUUGGUUUACAAGAUUUGUGGAUCCAGAGUAGUUCAAGAUCUGGUAGGAGUAAACAAAAAUCUUAUGAGAAGACAAUUAUUAAUAAAGAAACCUUUGAGAUAGAAGAAUAUGAAGUAUAUCAAAUUAUUGAUACGAGAUUCUCUUAUUACGAAUUUAUUAAGAGAAUAUUUAACGAAGAACAAAAAUUAUUAGAUAAUUGUAUAAUAUAGAAAUAUUCAUUAUACAUUAGAAAUAUUAUAUCUCAAUGAUAGAUUUUUUAAGUUAUUUGAAAAUGUUUAUACUACUUAUAUAGAAAAUAGAUAUGUAUGGUAAUUAUAUUAAAAUCUUUUUAAAAUACGCCUAAAAAAAAAAUAGUAAUGAUUAUAAGCUUAUAAUACUCUUAGCUCUUAUCAAUAUCAGUCCUCCGUAAUACUAUCGUUUUAAUGUCUUCUAUUUAUUGGAGUUAUGCAGAUAAAUUGAUCAACUAUAAAAUAUGGGAUCAAUCAUGCUGUAAGCGGUAAGCUUAUAACUUCCUAAUCUAUAUUAGCUAUAUAAUAAGAGAAAGUCUUAAAUUAAAAUAUUGUACUCAUAAAUAUAAUACUGCAAUUUCUAUGAAUAUAUUAUAUUAUACCA